Molecule: messenger RNA, 348 nt
Organism: Necator americanus (New World hookworm)
Lineage: Eukaryota; Metazoa; Nematoda; Chromadorea; Rhabditida; Ancylostomatidae
Exons: 1
Coding region: 1-348 (115 amino acids)
Source: RefSeq, a predicted model, not a curated record
AUGGACUUUUCAUCGACAUCGUUGCCGACAGAAGCCGCUGAAUGGCGAUCUCGUUCCGAUAUGGAACACUGGGCUAUCUCAGUCACUCAGGCACGCAUGAGCGUUGCCCGACCAUUACCUGAGGCUUAUCCUCAUUUGAUAUGCGUGCGAUAUGUUUGCACCCUCCGCCACUCCUGUGCUCUCUACCGAUCCAACAAGCAGUACGUGUGCAAGGCAUGGCGGCUACUUAUUUACCUGCUAUUGAAUGCAUCUCAGCUUCGCUUUCGAUGUGAUCUUCUCGAGAAACUGGUGGGUUCGAUGAAUGGCGUCCCACUGGAUGUGACGUCGUUGUUAUGCGAGUGGCAGUGA